CCGCUCUCCGCGCCGCCCAGGGAGCCGCAGCUGGUCCCGGCCUUGCGGCCUGCGGGGGAGGCUGCCCGGAGGAGGCGGCGACGGUGGCGGUGGCGGUGCGUCCCCGGCCCCCAGGACCGCAGCUUCCUUCCUGCCAGGUCUAUCCAUCUGUCCAUCCAUCCGUGGGGGUUCGCAAUGGCCACCUUCAGCCGCCAGGAAUUUUUCCAGCAACUGCUGCAGGGCUGUCUCCUGCCUACUGCCCAGCAGGGCCUUGAUCAGAUCUGGCUGCUCCUUGCCAUCUGCCUCGCCUGCCGGCUCCUCUGGAAGCUUGGGUUGCCGUCCUACCUGAAGCAUGCGAGCACUGUGGCAGGGGGGUUCUUCAGCCUCUACCACUUCUUCCAGCUGCACAUGGUUUGGGUCGUGCUGCUCAGCCUCUUGUGCUACCUCGUGCUGUUCCUCUGCCGACAUUCCUCCCAUCGCGGCGUCUUCCUCUCGGUCACCAUCCUCAUCUACCUGCUCAUGGGUGAGAUGCACAUGGUGGACACCGUGACAUGGCACAAGAUGCGAGGGGCCCAGAUGAUCGUGGCCAUGAAAGCGGUGUCUCUGGGCUUCGACCUGGACCGGGGCGAGGUGGGUGCAGUACCCUCGCCCAUGGAGUUCAUGGGCUACCUCUACUUCGUGGGCACCAUCGUCUUUGGGCCCUGGAUAUCCUUCCACAGCUACCUACAGGCUGUCCAAGGCCGCCCGCUGAGCCGCCGAUGGCUGCAGAAGGUGGCCCGGAGCCUGGCAUUGGCCCUCCUGUGCCUUGUGCUGUCCACCUGUGUGGGCCCCUACCUCUUCCCAUACUUCAUCCCCCUUGAUGGUGACCGCCUCCUUCGCAACAAGAAACGCAAAGCCAGGGGCACCAUGGUAAGGUGGCUGCGAGCCUACGAGAGUGCUGUCUCCUUCCACUUCAGCAACUAUUUUGUGGGCUUUCUGUCCGAGGCCACGGCCACGUUGGCAGGGGCCGGCUUCACCGAGGAGAAGGAUCACCUGGAAUGGGACCUGACUGUAUCCAAGCCACUGAACGUGGAGCUGCCCCGGUCCAUGGUGGAAGUUGUCACGAGCUGGAACCUGCCCAUGUCUUAUUGGCUAAAUAACUAUGUUUUCAAGAAUGCUCUCCGCCUAGGGACCUUCUCAGCCGUGCUGGUUACCUAUGCAGCCAGUGCCCUCCUGCACGGCUUCAGCUUCCAUUUGGCUGCGGUGCUGCUGUCCCUGGCGUUUAUCACUUACGUGGAACACGUCCUCCGGAAGCGCCUGGCUCGGAUCCUCAGUGCCUGCGUCUUGUCGAAACGGUGCCCACCAAACUGUUCGCACCGGCAUCGCUUGGUGAGGGUUCAGCCCGGGGAACCUCAUGCCCAACACUUCCCCUCAAGAACGUUACUUCCGUCUCCAUCUUCUGUCCGUCUCAGGGUGUCCAGCUUCCUCUCCUGGUGCCUGAGCCAUCCCCAGAACCCUGGCAUCCAUUUCUCUCACAAACAUUAUCAAGCCUCUGCUGUAUACACACCUGGCAUCCGUCCCCCCCCCCCGUCGCCCCGUGAAUAUUUAUUGAGCACCUGCUGGUAUCAGGCACUGUUCUAGGCACUGGGGACACAGUGGUGAACAAAAGAGACUAAAGUCCCAGCCGUAUGGGACAAGCCUUUUAACAGAUAAGACAGUAAAUUUUUAAAAAGUCACGAAAGUAUAAUAGUUUCUUAGAUUGGGAUUAAUGCCAAGGAGAAAAGACGUGAGGGAAAGGGGAAGGGAAGUAUGGGGCGGGGGUGUGAAUGGUUUCAAUUUUAAAUAGGGAAGUGACUUUUGAGUUCUUGAACUGGAGGAGAUGAGGAAGAGAGGCAUUCCAGGUAGGGAGAGAACAACCUGUGUAAAAGUUCUGAGACGGGAGAGCCUGGAAUAUUUGAGGAACAACAAGGAGGCCAGUGUGGCUUGAGCAGAGCAAGCGAGGGCAGUGGGGAAAGGUGGGUCUCGUAGGUCAUGGUGGGGAUUUGUUUCUGUUCGUUUUUUCAUUGUUUGCAAUAAGAAAUAUGGACCACCUCAGAUUUGCCUCCCACCUGGCAACCAACGUUUAUCACCAUAAGCCCCCAGCUAAAGCCCCUCCAUUCUCCCUCCUCUGCCUCAACACUCACCUCUCCCCCUGGAUGCCCCCAGGCUAACAGUACCCUCAUCCCUGGAUACCUCUGGGGCUCCCGUAGGAAGAUCCAAACCCCAGAGGGUGCCCUGUGCCCUGGACAUCCUCCUUCCUGGGACCCACUGGGCCAGUGCAUCUCCCUGGGCUCCCCUGGCCGGGUGGGGCUGGGGGACAGUAAGUAGAUCCAGCUGCGAAGCAUAUCCAUCUGUCCC
Molecule: messenger RNA, 2355 nt
Organism: Lutra lutra (Eurasian river otter)
Lineage: Eukaryota; Metazoa; Chordata; Mammalia; Carnivora; Mustelidae
Gene: PORCN
Product: porcupine O-acyltransferase
Exons: 13
Coding region: 175-1599 (474 amino acids)
Biological process (GO): lipid modification; protein palmitoylation; Wnt protein secretion
Cellular component (GO): membrane; endoplasmic reticulum
Molecular function (GO): palmitoleoyltransferase activity; Wnt-protein binding
Source: RefSeq, a predicted model, not a curated record